Messenger RNA from Heteronotia binoei (common prickly gecko), 3176 nucleotides. RefSeq names its product DNA damage induced apoptosis suppressor (gene DDIAS). Gene Ontology annotation, biological process: negative regulation of intrinsic apoptotic signaling pathway in response to DNA damage. Bases 27 to 2921 code for a protein of 964 amino acids. The record is from RefSeq and is a predicted model, not a curated record. The transcript is spliced from 4 exons. Gene Ontology annotation, cellular component: nucleus; cytoplasm. Lineage: Eukaryota; Metazoa; Chordata; Lepidosauria; Squamata; Gekkonidae.
UUUUUUAUAGCUGACUCUGGCAGCACAUGAAUGGCAGGAGAAGAUUCCUUACCGCCUCUGUAAUAUCGGUCCAGAACUCCAACUUUGUGUAUCCAUCGUGCCAAAACUGCUUUUCCCGGCUGCACCUAGAUUUGGAGAGGUUCAGCUGCCUGAAGUGUGGCUGCUCGGGUGAGGCCGGAGAAGCAAACUAUAGGUAUCGGCUCUCGCUCAAAGUCGCCGACACUCACGGGGUGUUCCUGGUGACUGUAUUCGGCAGCUGCCUGGAAGCUUUCUUUGGAGUCACAGCAAAGAGCCUGCAGAGGUACAUUGAGGACUUGAACCCGGAAGCCGGAGAAGCAGCCGAAGAAACAUCACCAAGCGCGGUGAUUCGGGCCGUUGAGACCUGUUUCAUUGGGAAGAAAUUCAUCUUCGGCGUGAAGGAUUCCGAAAAGCAAGAUGGUGCCAACCGCUUGCAGAACGGCUCUCAAGUCGGCCAUUGCCCCAGAGCUCUCACAGCCUGUCAGAUGUUUGCCCCGAAUCCCGGGCUGGUGGGCUGCACCGUUCUCCAUUACCUCCAUCAGCACCGACGCUCUUCCGGUUCCAAAGGCAGUCACGGGGGCGGAUGGUCUCCUGGCGGCCUCUUCGCAGCACUCUAUCAGCCAAGCGGCGAGCUUAGUGACUUACCCAGCUCUGGGGACCAGGACGUGGUUCCUUCCACUCACGCGCAUUGUCUUUCAAGCCUCUGGCCCCAAUCGUUUGGACUGACCUCCUCAUCCGUUUCUGGGGGGAUAGCUGCAGAUCCAGCAGCCUUAGAUUCGAGGAGAACUGCUUGCAAUGAGCAGCAAUGGGACAACAGUCCUUUUUCUCUGCAGCACUGCAACCAAUCUAUUGGCAAGUCCCAGGACGAUAACCUGACUGCAAAUGAGAGGGACGUACAGGGAGGUGAUAAAUUUUGUUUGUGUCCUACUUGGCAUAACAGCGUUUUUGUAACAAAGGAGGCACAGAGCCAUUCCUCAGAAAGAAAUGAUUACAAGGCACCGCAGGAUCCAUUAGAAAUAGGGAAGAAAGAUUCCCCUGGCAAAAUUAGGAAACAGCAUAGCCAUGGUCUGGAAAAAUCACCGAACCCUCCGCAAAAGUAUUCUUUUUCUCCACUCGUCUCGUGUGCCAGCCAUUCUAAAGAUGGUAGAAGCUCCCAAGAUGACCCAUGGUUUUGGGAUGAACUGCCCUUUUCUGAGAGCCUAAGUGAAUUCAUUGCCAGAAUUGAGAAUGGCAACACUGUGGUGUCACCAACAGAGGCAGAAGUUUGGGGAUACUUCCCAGCCAAAGGGGCCGGUGAAAUCCAUGGACGCGUUGACCAGUUGCCCCCUCAGCUAGAUGUCCCUUCCGCAACUGGCCAAGCACAUGAGAAGCUGGAGGCGGUAGCUGAGAAGGUGGACGUGUCCAAACAACCUGUUCUCUCUCGUCACCAGUCUAACCAGCUGUCUCCUAGUGGCAAAGAAGAUCAAAAGGAGACCUCUUUCAGCGCUUUGUCUACUCAAGGAAAGGAUGAAUGGGAAUGUCUACCUGGCCAUCAUCGGAUCCCUUUGCCUCAGCUCUCUCCAAUUGCAAUUAAGCCUUCCGGUUUAAAGGGAAGUUGCCUGUUACCCAAGAAAGGAGCUGACCGAGAUGCUGCUGGUCGCGAGAACCACCAUACCUCUUCUUUAAAGGCUGCCAGUAACUGCCUCAAAAGCCCUGUCCACUUAAAUAGUGAGUGUGAGGACAGUGUAACCGUCUUGAGAAAGGCAGAAAGCUCUCGCUGUAAGCCAAAACAAACAGCAUGCGAAAAUCUGGACAAAGUUCGCAAUGGGCAGCCACUCCCAGAGGUACACGAAAGUCACUGUCAAGGGGGUGAGAGCAGCAAUUUGCUAUGGGACUCUUCCAUUUACCCCCAGGGCAGUUACAACGCUUCAGCUGAUCUCUUUGACGCUAGCACCACGGGGGCAGAAGUCGUCGUAGGGACGUUAAGCACAGGCCAGGUGUUCUCGGCACAGCGGGGCACACUCACUGCAAAGCCCACAGCUUCGGGACGCAAGCCAAGAGCGUCAGAGGCUAGCUGGAGCACGUCUCGUAGUGAGCUGUCCUUCCUUGAUUUGUUUGCUGCUUCUGACCCGAAAGCAAGCACCCCGCGGGCUAGUUCGGCACUUGUGUCGGAACACAGUCCUUCAAGCCCCCAAGACUUUGUGCCUUCUUCUCAGUCCACUCCUCGGGUGCAACCACGUCAACAGGCAAGGCUCCCUCAGAGGAAAGCCUCAGUUCUUAGCAAAUUGGCACUGAAUGAAUCACAUUGGAUCAGUGCCGAAUGGAAGAGACCCUUCAAACGCCCAUCAGUAAAGCAGCUCUUCAACAAAUUUCUGCAAUCCGGAAGGCCAAACGACGUGAACUCUGCAACGACUCGGGAGUUGUUUAUCAAUGGUAGCCCAGCCCAGGAGCUGUCCGAAAAUGACGAUGCAGAAUGGAUUCCUCCGUCCGAGAAAAAACGAAGGCAGCCGCUUCCUUUCCAGAAUCAAAAAACGUUUCGGUCGGGGAGGAUCCGGGACAUCACGGAGAAGACUCCUUUUUCCGAAAGGCCAACAAGAUGGGAGAUUCCAGGAGGUCCCGUUGGGUUGGCAAGAGCCGAGUUCUCUCCUAAAAAACGGCAGCCGGCGGAGGUUAAUGAAGACGUGGCUGAUCCCAAGCAGGUAGCGGUGGGAUCCCCUGGGUUUCGUGCCUUUUCAGCCGGCGGCUGGCCAAACCUGUCUUCCACCCCUCGUUGCGCACCUGACUCAGUGAAUUGGUCUCCUGAACUGUUUGGAGACAGAAGUCAGCUCCUCACUACGGAAGCCGUUGUGAAAAGCCCUACCUCAGAUGCCAGUUCCCUUCUGAAGCGUGCCCUUUUCAGGCCCAGUUGGAGCCAUUUUCAAUAGAUCCAAAGCAAUUGUGUGAUGGGAAAGAAAUGCUUUAAAAAAAAGAAAAUCAUCCCCCCCUCCCCCCGUUUGCGCACACAUUAUAUUUUUUGCUUUCCUUGUGACAUUUUUAAGCAAGGAAUUACGUCUGCUUGUAAAGCCUUGGUCAUGGCGCAGCUGAAGUAACUGUCGCUACGCCGUCCCCAAUUUUCACAGAGUAUUAAAAUAAUAAUUGUUUUCUUUAAAAAAAAGGAAAUAAAGAAAAAAUUCCCUUCA